Molecule: messenger RNA, 2273 nt
Organism: Aedes albopictus (Asian tiger mosquito)
Lineage: Eukaryota; Metazoa; Arthropoda; Insecta; Diptera; Culicidae
Gene: Rox8
Product: nucleolysin TIAR
Exons: 5
Coding region: 872-2230 (452 amino acids)
Cellular component (GO): nucleus
Molecular function (GO): mRNA binding
Source: RefSeq, a predicted model, not a curated record
UCUUGAUAACUCAGAGGUACCAACUGCUACGAAUCAAAAUAAUGAUUUUUUGACUGAGCGAGAGAUCCCAGAAACCAGCCAAUCAUUGGCGACCGUCAAGCAGAGCCAGACAGUGUAAAGACUAAGCGGGCUGAAAGAACUGAACGGCACUACAGCUAGACAGAAGUAAAGUGUGAAAAACGCAAAUCUGAAGCCUCGGAAAGGGCACCAAGUUUGCCGGAAAACCUGUGCGGUUCACAGAAGCCUUGGAUAAAGUGGAAAAACGGUGUCGAACGGUACUCAAACUUGCGUGAUUCGUGAAUUUGUGAUUUUUUUUUUGCUCCAUCAGGGCGACAGUUUUCGCUGCUUAGCGAGAUAUCGGCGGUAGCGAGCGUUUGCGGGCCUGUGUGCGUAUACAUAUAUUAUGUUGGGUUGAUAGUGUGAGUUCAUCUGAAGAACAACCGUCAGUCUAGACUCAUGUGCCACUAAGAUUUAUACAAAUAUUCAUUAAACUAGUGAACAUAGUGAAUUUUGAAUAGUUUAUUGUAUGUGGAAAAUAAAAUUCGGAAAUAUAACAUUUUGGUGUGGCUGCUUCUACUGAACGUGAAGAAAGAAGGGGAGCGAAUCUCGAACGAAACAAGUUUUUAUUCGUCCUGCUGUUUUACAAAUUGCUUGGUACGCUCUAGGUACACAUUUUAGAAGUGUGCAAAACACGGCGACCAACCGAUCGAACGCGAAGCAAGCCUUGUCUGAAAUAGCUAAAUCUUUUAGCAACAUAGAGACGAAGGCAGAUCCUAGUAGCCACGGUUAACGUGUAAGUAACUGGAGGCAAACAAAUACAAGCAGAUAUUUUUGGCAAUUAGUACCACAGCAAUAUUCACCAAUAGACAAAAUGACGGAGGAAGCUUUCCCAAAAACCCUUUAUGUCGGAAAUCUGGACCAAUCCGUAACGGAGGAUCUACUGUGCGCACUGUUCGGUCAGAUGGGUGCCGUCAAAAGCUGUAAGAUCAUACGUGAAGCUAGCAGUGAUCCGUAUGCCUUCAUCGAGUAUGCCAACCAUCAGUCAGCUCAAACAGCGCUUGCUGCGAUGAAUAAGCGAUUGUUCCUGAAAAAAGAGAUCAAAGUAAACUGGGCCACCAGUCCAGGGAAUCAGCCGAAAACGGACACCAGCCAGCAUCACCACAUCUUCGUUGGUGACUUGAGUCCGGAAAUCGAAACGGAAACCCUGCGAGAAGCAUUCGCUCCAUUCGGGGAGAUUUCGAAUUGUCGGAUCGUUCGGGAUCCACAGACCCUAAAAUCCAGAGGUUACGCGUUUGUGUCAUUUGUAAAGAAGGCGGAAGCAGAAAAUGCGAUACAAAUGAUGAACGGGCAGUGGUUGGGUUCACGGAGCAUCCGCACUAAUUGGUCUACCAGGAAGCCACCGGCACCGCGUGAAAAUAUCAAAGGUAUAAAAAGCGGAAAGACACAAGGCUUCGAAGAAAUUUAUAACAACACAGGACCAACAAAUACCACAGUAUAUUGUGGUGGCUUCCCCCCUAAUGCUAUCAACGACAUGCUGAUUCACAAGCAUUUUGCAUUAUUCGGGCAAAUCCAAGACGUUCGAGUAUUCAAAGACAAAGGAUACGCAUUUAUUAAGUUUAAUAAUAAGGAAUCUGCCGCUAGAGCCAUAGAAGGAACACAUAAUAGUGAAAUACAAGGCUUUGCUGUGAAAUGCUAUUGGGGUAAGGAGAAUGGAGGUGAAAUGGCGAGUAAUGGCAUCAAUGCGGCUGUUGCUGGUAUGGUUGGCAUUGGAAUCAACAGCAUAGCCGGCAGCCCGUUGCAACCGGCGAAUGCCGCCGCCGCCGCUGCAGCAGCAGCUGCAGCCGCCGCGGCACAACAGCAUGGUGGAAAUCCACAACUGACUCAGGCGGCAGCAGCUGCAGGGGCUGCGCAGUAUCCUUAUUCCGCAGCAUACAGUCAGAUGGGUUAUUGGUAUCCGGGAUACCCUCAAAUGCAAGCUCAGUACAUGCAACAAGGCUACGCAGCAUACCCGUACGCAUAUGCAGCAGCCAGUCCACAGCAGGCAGGCACUGCUGGUAUGUUUGGAUAUCGCAUGAUGCAACCCAACAUGGCUGCUGCUGGGUGGGGAAUGCAGACCGUUCCAGGCGUUGCAACCAAUGGGGCAGCAGCAGCAGCCGCCGCAGCCGCAGCUGCUGCCUCAUCUCAACAACCCAUGAUGUAUGCGGCAAUGCCACAGUUUCAGACGCAAUGAGACAUAUUGAAAAACUGCCCCAACAACAGCAUUGUUAACAAAA